AUGCACUCCAACGCCGUUCUCCUUCUCACCUUUGUCGCCUCGGCCUCCGCUGCCGUCGACUUCAUGGCCAUCCCCCACGUCCGCCGUGAACUCAACCUCCCCCGCGCAACCCCCGUCAACGAGGUCCGCGACGCCGACCCCAGCAAGUGUGCCUCCGAGGCCCUCAGCAUCGCCCAGUCCAUUCCCACGCCUCCCCCCGCGCUCGUCUCCGACCUCGCCAAGAACCCUCAGACCGACGCCUGCAAGUUCAGCUUCCCGCCCAGCCUCAGCGCCGAAUUCUCCUCCUACAGCUCCGAGGUACUCUCCUGGUACAACGGCCACAAGGACGAGCUCACGUCUCUUGCCUCGGAGUGCUCCGUGGCCAACUCCUACACCAGCCUCGUCAACACCGCCUGCUCUACCGAUGGCUCUUCUGGCUCUGGCUCUGGCCCCAACACCGCCGCUGCUGCUCCCACUGCUAGUUCUGGCUCUGGCUCUGGUUCUGGUUCUGACUCUGGCUCCGACUCUGCUUCCAAGACUUCUGGAGGUGCUGCCAAGUCUACCAACGCCGGUGCGGCUCGUGAGACUGGCAUGGCUUUUGCUGCCCUUGCUGCUGCUGGCAUUGCUGCCAUUCUGUAAACGGCUUCAUAGGGGGCAAGUGAGGCCUAUCUAUGAAAGGAUGAAACGAGAUAUCUCUAAUAUAUAUAUCAUCAUGGCAAGAUUGAAAUAUU
Messenger RNA from Trichoderma virens Gv29-8, 710 nucleotides. RefSeq lists its product as uncharacterized. The coding region runs from base 1 to 618 and encodes 205 amino acids. NCBI's taxonomy places the organism in Eukaryota, Fungi, Ascomycota, Sordariomycetes, Hypocreales, Hypocreaceae. The transcript has a single exon. The record is from RefSeq and is a predicted model, not a curated record.